Molecule: messenger RNA, 2346 nt
Organism: Grosmannia clavigera kw1407
Lineage: Eukaryota; Fungi; Ascomycota; Sordariomycetes; Ophiostomatales; Ophiostomataceae
Product: serine beta-lactamase-like superfamily protein
Exons: 8
Coding region: 1-2346 (781 amino acids)
Biological process (GO): protein import into nucleus
Cellular component (GO): nuclear pore central transport channel
Source: RefSeq, a predicted model, not a curated record
AUGAGACUGAAAUUGGCAAGCAGAACGGCACAGUUGGUGCUGGCGGUGCCCGUGCUAGGGGCGAUAGCUUUGGCGCCGAGCCAGCAGCAGCAGCAGCAGCAGCAGCGAUUAUCAGACGAAGCAGACGGCAUCGGCUCAGGCUCCGGCCACAGCCCAUUUGAUGCAGCCUUUGGGGCGCUGGCGGCGAAGACGUUGGCGGCGUGGCGGGUGCCGGGGAUAGCGGCGGCGGUGCUGGAUGGCGACGCGACGUGGACGGCGGGCUUUGGGCGCGCGCAGCUGCCAGAUGAGCCCGUGACAGCCGACACGCUCUUCUACACGGCCAGCACGACCAAGGCGUUUGUGGCGGCGACGCUGGGACUGCUGAUCGACAGCGGGCAGUACACGGCGGGCGAGGAGACGCCCCUCGCCUGGUCGACGCCGCUGUCGGCCAUCCUGCGCGACGACUUUGUGGUGGCCGACGACGACUGGGCGACAGCGCACCUGACGAUCGAUGAUGCUCUUGCGCACCGCAGCGGCCUCGCCGGCCAUGACCUGACACGGUCGCGACGCUACGGCCUCGACGGUGUCUAUCCGGCUGGUGUGCGCGAGGUCACGCGCAGCCUCCGACACCUGCCGUUGACCACGAGCCCGCGCACCGAAUACCGCUACUGCAACCUCAUGUUUCUCGUGCUCUCACAUGCCGUCGAGACUCUUGCCGGUGGCCGCUGGCUCGGCCACAUCCUCCACGACCGGCUCUGGGCACCGCUCGGCAUGCGCUCCACCUUCCUCAGCCUCGACCACGCCCGUGCUGCCCCGGCUCCUGCCUCUCUCGCUCAGGGCUACUACUGGGACGAGGCCGCGACCGUCUACGUGCCCGUUCCCCAUAUGCCGCUCCACGAGGUCAGCGGCGCCGGCGGCAUUAUCUCUACCGUCGCCGACUACGCUCGCUGGCUCCGCUGCUGGAUCGACGGCCCGGCAGCGUCGCGGUCCUCGCCCGCCAACGUUUCAAACGUCUGUGGCGGUAUCCCGCUGACCGGCGCCAGCUUCGACCAUAUCCUCACACCCAAGAUCUUCACUACCCAGACAGCCGCCUCGGCUGAGCCGUUUGACGCCCCGGUGGCCUACGCCAGCGCCUGGACCACGAGCUCAUACCGUGGACAUCGCUUCUGGGGCCACUCAGGUGGGAGCAACGCCUUUGGCGCACAGGUCUACUUCUUUCCUGACGACCGCUUUGGCGUCGUCCUGUUCGGCAACACGGCCAUCACGUCCAACGCGGCCGAGCUCGUGCUGUUGUGGCACCUGGUGGACGAGCACUUUGGCAUUCCGCCAGCAGAGCGCUACGACUGGUCGGCCAAGCUGCGCAGUAAGGCGGCCACACGGGCUGCCCGGUUCGACACAGCGCUGGACCGCCUAUACCCCCAACGCGCGCAACCCCCACUGCCGCCAUCGCUGCCGCUGGCCGACUUUGUCGGCACAUACUACCACCCCGCCUACCAGAACCUCACGCUCCAGCUGAUGAAAAGCAAUUACAGCGACUACGGGGUCGUCUUUACGGCCGAGCGUCGGGAGCACACGUGGCCGACGCUGUGCGAAUUUGUGCACGUCUCGGGCGACAGCUGGGCCAUGUACACGGACAUGUUGUACGAGCGCAGCGGCAACUUCCGCGGCUACGGCCGGGCUCGUUUCCAGGUUGGCGCCGAUGGCAGGGCCGGCAGCCUGGUGGUGGAGUUCUGGGACCGCGACGACGACACGGUCGAGGGCGUCUUUACGUUUGUGCGCAUCGAUGACAUGGAAUGGCACAUAUACUGCCGUGUGUCUGGCCACCGCCUUUUCCAGGCAAAAUCGCGACCUGUCGAAACCCCGCCAGGCUUCUUGCUCCUCUCCUCGCUUCUGGCUUCUCGCUUCUCGUCUUCUGUCUCUCCUCACCCGCUCGCCACCACCACGCCCACCAGCGAUACGCUCUUCACACCCGCCCACGAAACCACUCUGUCCGACAAGAUGGCCGACUUUCAGACGGUUGCCGACCAGUUUGUGUCGUUCUACUACCAGACCUUUGAUGGCAACCGGAAGCAGCUCCAGGCGCUCUACCGCGACCAAUCGAUGCUGACGUUUGAGUCGGCGUCCGUCCUGGGUGCUGCCGCCAUCGUGGAGAAGCUGGGGAACCUGCCGUUUGAAAAAGUCACGCACCAGGUGUCGACCAAGGACGCCCAGCCGACGAUGGACGGCGGCUUGCUCGUCCUGGUGACGGGCCAUUUGCUGAUCGACGAGGAGCAGCGGCCGAUGGGCUUCUCGCAGGCAUUCCAGCUGCUCAAGGACGCCAGCGGCUACUUUGUCUACAACGACAUCUUCAAGCUGAUCUACGGUUAG